This is a messenger RNA of Durusdinium trenchii, 2249 nucleotides long. The record is from the annotation of a GenBank genome assembly. Lineage: Eukaryota; Dinophyceae; Suessiales; Symbiodiniaceae.
GGCGGAUUAAGAAGCACCGCAUAGACAAUUCUCAGCACAAUCCUCGGACUGCCAUGGUCACAAACUGGGGAGAAGUGUGGUAGUGCAGUGCGGCAUACAAGCCUCGUUCUGCAAUGGAUGAGUGUGUGGACUUCCUCACCGCCGAAGAAAAGAGCUUUGUUCUUGUGAUACGCGAACAGUUUCGUGACGAAUUGACCACUAGAAGGGAGCAAGGCAAGGCAUUUUCUUGCUUCUUCGGUUCUGUGGCAAUUGCUCGAAUACUUCAAGCUGUUGAUGGACACACCGAUAAGGCCAUUGAAUGGUUUCAAUCACUUUUGCGAACGUUGUCAGAAGAAAGCACAGAAGCACUAGUGCUGAAUGUCCUUGAAGCCUUUGCAAAACACAACUUUGUCGUUGAUGCAAGCAUUUUGCCCCACUAUGACACUGUAAAAGACUUUUUCAAUGCAGAGCUUUGUGCUCCCAAGCUGUCGUCAGAUGGCGACAUGAUCAUGUAUUUGCCACUUGUUGAUCUGGACAGGGAUGGCAUUUUGCAGCACUUGGAUUGGGAUCAUUGGGUGAAGUUCAGCCGAGCAAGCACCAUCCUUCAGUGCGCGGCUUUGGACAGAAUCUCUCGAGGAUGCAGCAAAGUAGUGAAACUUGUGCUCAUUGUAGACAUGGAAGGGUUAUCUUUAGAAGGCGCGAUCCAUCGCACGUUUGCACGGGCGCAUCGGCGAGAUGUUGUAGACAGUUUUCAGCAGAAGGUGGCAGCUGAAAUUGUAACAUCAGUACAUGUCAUCAAUGUGCCUUGGACAAUUGCCAAUCUCUUCAGUUUGUGCAAAACCUUUCUGCCCGCCAAAUUCUUGCAGAAGUUCAAGGUGUUGAGCGGGGACUCUCUCCAAGAUGCAUCCUUUGUGAAGCAGUGUGGAGGUGAAGAGCAGCUUUCGAGCCUCCUUUCAUCUCGCAAAGGUUUGGUCUCUCACCACACGCAUGACAGCCAGCAACUCUUCUUCUUGGAUACUUGGCCCAAUGAAGACGAAUUGCAUUCCAUUGCAAAUUUGCGGGGAAAAUUUGCAGAGAAUCUUGCAGAACGACAGAGGUCUGGUACUGACUGGCCUUGCUUCUUUAGUGAUGUGGCGCUGGCAAGGGUGCUCCGAGGUAAUGAAGGAUAUUUUUCAGAAGCAAGUAACUGGUUUCAAACUUUCCUGAGAAAGAUGGAGAAGUACCACGUUGACGAGAUUGUGCAAGCGAUGAACUCCCAACUAGAAGCAUCAAAACUUGAACGUGCUGCCCUCACCAUGCUGCCACAUGCAGAUGAGGUUGGAAAAUACUUCCGCUGCACACUCUCAGCACCGAAACUUACACCUUCUGGUGACGUGAUUUGGUUCAUUCCACUGGGUGACUUUGAUCGAAAGUCUCUUGUGCAGAAUGUGAGGUGGGAAGAUUUUGUAGAAUUUCUAAGAGCUCUUUGCGUUUUGAGAGCACUUGAAGCUCAAAGACUUAGUGAAGUCCAACAUCGCAUGGCUAAGUGCAUCACCAUCCUUGAUCUACAGGGUAGUGGAAUUGGUGCGACAGGGAUCCCCAAAGUCGAAGAGUUUGACGAGCCGAAUCAGAAGAACGUAAAGUUCAUGCGAGAGAUUCUGAUUGAUAUUUUGGGGCCUAUCUAUGUCUUGAAUGCCCCUUGGGUGGCAGUGAAGGCAUUUAAUUGGUUUAAGACACUUGUGCCUGCACGCUUUUCGCGAAAGCUUGUUCUUCUGGAUGGCGACGGAGCCUCGGAUCUGGACUUCGUGGAGCUGGUGGGAGAAGGCCAACUGAAGCACUUGCUGGCGACCCGGGUGGGUCUUCUUUGCGGAGAGGUUGAUGGAGACUUGGGAGCCUGUACCAUAUCGGCGGGUGAGUCACUAAACAAGGUAAGAAACCUCAAGCAAGGUGAGACAAUUUCUUGGUCUAUCUCUGUUGAAUCUGGGGAUGCUGAUUCAUGGUUCGGAGUGUCUGACAUUUUGUCAACUGCAAACAUGAUUUAUGAUGACCUAAACUCAGAGGGGAAUCCUGGCAAAGAGCAUGAUUCUGCUCUUGAAGAGCUAUGGGUUCUUGCAUCUGAUGGAGAAGUCACUCGAGAAUACACAGCAGAUCGCAACGGUGUCAUUCGACUCUGCUGGAGCAACGAGCACAGCCGAAUGCGUGCAAAGAACCUGCGGUUUCACAUUGACGUGCGCAAGACAGGGUCGCUUUAAGCGAGUGGCAAAAGUAUAGCGCUUCAUUGCCAACCCACU